This is a messenger RNA of Saprolegnia diclina VS20, 303 nucleotides long. RefSeq lists its product as hypothetical. NCBI's taxonomy places the organism in Eukaryota, Oomycota, Saprolegniomycetes, Saprolegniales, Saprolegniaceae. The transcript has a single exon. The record is from RefSeq and is a predicted model, not a curated record. Bases 35 to 259 code for a protein of 74 amino acids.
UUUCGACCACGCGGCCAAGGAAGAGACAGACAGCAUGGCGUUCAACCUCUUUGCCCCGGCCGAGACGAUCAACUACGACUUCGUCGCGGGCAUGUACGGCCUCUUCACGCUCCUCGCGAUCGUGCUCUAUGUGCUGCAGCACUACACGGACGCGGUCGAAGGCUUCUACAUCGUCAUGGCCCCGUUCGCGCCGUGCCUGCUCUGGAGCCUCGUUGUGCGCCGCAACUGGCUGCGCCUCGAGAAGGCCAAGACCGACUAACCGUCCACGCUUUUGUAAUCGAUGCUUGCUAUAUACUAUCCAAA